UUGCUCCCCUCCAUCAUCUCAUAAUUAGCACAACAACACCUUAGUUCACACGUUUUCUCUCUCUUUCUAUCUGUCUCAAUGUCUUUCUCUAUGUUUCAUUGAAUUUUAUUUUUCUUUUUAAUUUCUUCUUCUUCAUAGUUAUUUUUUUUGUUUUUUAUAUUUUGUUCUCUUGGUCCUUUGCAUCAUGGAUUCCAUGUCUUCUAGUAAAAGAAGAAACACGGUUUGCAUGUUUUUGACUCUCUCACGUUGUUGUAGUUAAUAUUAAGAUCUCAAUAUCAAUAAUUAAGGACCAAGGGAAUAUCCAAAAAAAAAAAAAAGAAGAAGAAAAAAUGUUGCAGAGAGCCGCAAGCAAUGCAUAUUCAUGGUGGUGGGCUAGCCACAUCAGAACAAAACAAUCAAAAUGGAUGGAGCAAAACCUUCAAGAUAUGGAGGAAAAGGUGCAGAAUGCUAUAAAACUCAUAGAGGAAGAUGGAGACUCAUUUGCAAAGAGAGCAGAAAUGUAUUACAAAAAGAGACCAGAACUGAUAAACUUUGUGGAAGAAACAUACAAGGCUUAUCGAGCAUUAGCCGAACGAUAUGAUCACAUAUCAACAGAGCUGCAGAAUGCCAACAACACCAUUGCUUCUGUCUUUCCAGAUCGAGUUCCAUUUAUGGAUGAAGAAGACGAGGAGGGAUCGCCGAGGGCUCCAAGAAAAAAUAUACCAGAAGGAUUUAAAACAAAUAUUCCAAAGCCUCCACUUAAAGACUUAAAAAGCGUCGUAACAGCAGCCACGAAGAAAUUCAAUACCAAAAAGAAUACAACAGGUGCUGCUGCUUCUAAUGUUCCUAAAUCUGGAUUGAGCAGAAAGGAAGCAGUUGAAGAGGUUGACAAGCUGCAGAAACAGAUUUUAGCCUUACAGACUGUGAAGGAGUUUGUGAAAAGCUCAUACGACAAUGCCAUUUCUAGGUACUGGGAAACUGAGGAGAAGAUCAAGGAAUUACAAGAGAAAGUUUCUCUUCUGCAAGAUGAACUUGGAGAAGGCAUUGUUAUUGAAGACGAUGAAGCACGGCGUUUGAUGGCAGAAGCUGCUCUUAAAUCAUGCCAAGAGACAUUAGAAGAGUUGCAGGUGAAACAAGAAAGAUCAGUUGAUGAAACCAGAGUUGAAUCCAAAAGGAUAAAAGAUGUUAAGGCCAAAUUAGGCUCUCUCAUGAAUGAGUUCAAUUAUGAUCAAAGGAAUUCCAAAGAGGCAAGGACUAAAAGAGAUGUGAAUAUGGUAAAAGAAACAAAGGAGUUGGAAAAAGAAACAAAGGAAUUGGAAAAAGAAACAAAGGAGUUGGAAAAAGAUAAGGGUAGUGUGACUCAACAGAUAAAGGAUUUGCAGUUAUUACAGGAAACUGUUAAAGAGCAGUUUGAGACAACGGAAAUGGCGGAGAAGAUCGAUGUGCUAGUGAACAAAGUGAUAAGCUUGGAAACUGCAGUUUCAUCUCAGACAGCACUAGUGAAUAGAUUGAGAACAGAAACCGAUGAACUUCAAGACCAUAUUCGAACUCUUGAGUGCGAUAAGGAAAGUCUGAUCAAUGAUAAAAUUAAAUUGAAUGACCAAUUGAGAGAAAUGGAACAAAAGAUGCUUGCAGUACAAGAUUUAAACCAAAUCGUUGAAGAUCAGAAUAGCAAUCUCCAAACUCAUUUUACCGAAGCGCGUUGUAAUAUCGAUAGCCUCUCGGAGAAAGUCCAAAGUGUGCAGCCAGGUGAGGAGGUUAAGUCACAGAUGCAAAAGGAUUCAUCAGGCUUGGUUGAAUCAAAAUCUAAACCUGAAGGGAAAGUUCCAUUGAAUCAAGACAACGUUGUUCUAUCGAACAAUGUAAAGAAGUCGGAAAAGGAAGAUAGUGGUUUGUUAGAAGAUCCUGUAAAUUCAGAAGAGGAGGUUAAGAUUGCUAAUACUGUAGAAAAUGAGGUAACAACUGGUUCAUCACAAAAUGGUGUAGAGACAGAAAAUAACAGUAAGGUCCUUAGUACCUUAGAAAUGGAGGGAGUAACCUCAAAAGAAGAAGAGAAGAGUCUUAAUCCUGUCAAUACAGUUUCAUGUAUGACAGUUGGAGUUGAUGAGAAAGAGAAGGCAGCAACAGAUGAUGAACCUGAUUGGCGAGAAAUGUAUAUGAAUGGAAUGCAGGAUAGAGAAAAAGCUCUUCUAACUGAGUACACUAAUACUCUUCGGAAUUACAAAGAUGUGAAGAAGAAACUAUCCGAAAUAGAGAACAAUAAUGAAGACAAACACUUGGAUUCUUCUUUGCAAUUGCAGUUGAAUGAACUGAAGACUUCAAAUUCCUUGAAAGAUCAAGAGAUAAGACUUCUGCAUCAGAAACUUAGUCUCGUGCAGAUAACCUUGGAGGGAAAUGAAAACAUGGCUGACUCAAAUUCAGUUCUGUCACAACAAGAACAAGACAUAGAGAAACUUCUGAAAAUUGAACAACCUGCAUCUACAUCGGCUAUUGAAGAGAAAUUCCGGGGAAAUAUGGACGAAAUUCUAGAGGAGAAUUUAACUUUCUGGUUAAAAUUCAGUACAACUUAUGCUGAAAUAAAAAGGUUUGAAACCACUAUAAAAGAUUUGUAUUCGGAGGUAUCGAAACUUGAGGUAAAAGAAAAGUCUUCAGAAAGUAGUGGUAGCAUAAACCAUUGUCUAAAAUCAGACGCACGGCCGAUAUACAAACACCUGACAGAGAUUCAAAAUGAAAUAACAGUCUGGUUGGAGAAAAGUGCCUUGCUGAAAGAAGAGCUACAACAUAGAUUCUCGUCUUUGUGUGUCAUCCAAGAGGAUAUAACAAAUGCAUUGAAAGCAAGUGCUGAAGAUGAUGAUUUCAGGUUCACAAGCUAUGAAGCAGCCAAGUUCCAAGGUGAGGUUUUGAACAUGAAACAGGAAAACAAUAAAGUUGCUGAUGAACUUCAAGCAGGUCUAGAUAUUGUAACAUCUCUUCAACUUGAAGUUGAAAAGGCACUUGUCAUUUUGAAUGACCAAUUUGGGUUGUCAACUUCAAAGAGACAAGAAAGUGGACAACUAAGACAAUCCGAAACUCGAGCCAGGGUUCCUCUCAGGUCAUUUAUCUUUGGCGUGAAACCCAAGAAACAAUCCAUAUUCUCAUGCAUGACCCCUGGAAUGCAUAGGAAGUUCAAGUCUACCAAGGAUCAGAGUCAUAUAUAAAAUAUUUUCCUAGUUUUAUAUUGUUUUCAUUCCAUACUAGAUAGGGGAUUGAGAGUGUCUUUUGAGAUGCAUUUUUUACUUGUCCAUAACUGUAAGCAGGAAGUAUGGCAAAAUGUAGUCUUUGGUUUACUUGUGUGUUUUAAGCUCUCCUUUUCUACAUAUAUCAAUCAAUUACUCCUUUUUCUGUCUUGGAAA
Molecule: messenger RNA, 3371 nt
Organism: Cicer arietinum (chickpea)
Lineage: Eukaryota; Viridiplantae; Streptophyta; Magnoliopsida; Fabales; Fabaceae
Product: protein NETWORKED 2D
Molecular function (GO): actin binding
Source: RefSeq, a predicted model, not a curated record